CCUCCCACGUACGUCCUCGCUCCCGCGUCCCGUGCGUCGUGACGCACCCGGUCCGCCGCGCGAGGAAGUGGCGCUGUUGUUUGAGCGACGGGACCGUCUCGCUCUGUCUCGUGGGUUCAUCUGAAGAGGUUUUAUCGUGUUUCGGUGAGUUCUGCCGUUCAUGAACGAGGACUGACCGCGCUCAACAGCUCUCUCGUGCCGUCCGGUCAACAUAAUCGCGAGUAAUGGCUGCUGAGGUCAAUGGCAGCUCUGGUCUGGCCAAAGAAGAAGAAGAGCCCAUGGACGUGUCGGUCACACACUCGGAGAACUACCAGACGCUGCUGGACGCCGGACUGCCGCAGAAGGUCGCCGAGAGCCUGGACAACAUCUUUCAGACCGGUCUGGUGGCGUACGCGGAUCUGGACGAGCGGGCGCUGGACGCGCUGCGGGAGUUCAAUGAGGAGGGGGCGCUGUCGGUGCUGCAGCAGUUCAAGGAGUCGGACCUCUCACACGUGCAGAACAAGAGCGCCUUCCUGUGUGGCGUGAUGAAGACGUACCGACAGAGGGAGAAGCAGGGCAAUAAAGUGCAGGAGUCGACGAAAGGCCCCGACGAGACCAAGAUAAAGGCUCUUCUGGAGAGGACGGGAUACACUCUGGACGUCACUACAGGACAGAGGAAGUACGGCGGCCCGCCUCCAGAGGAAGUGUUCUCCGGCCCGCAGCCGGGCAUCGGCACCGAGGUGUUUGUGGGUAAGAUCCCGCGAGACCUGUACGAGGACGAGCUGGUUCCUCUGUUUGAGAAGGCCGGUCCGAUCUGGGAUCUGAGGUUAAUGAUGGAUCCGCUCACCGGGCAGAACCGUGGCUACGCUUUCAUCACCUUCUGCAGCAAAGAAGCGGCGCAGGAAGCUGUCAAACUGUGUGAUAACUAUGAGAUCCGCUCGGGCAAAUAUCUGGGCGUCUGCAUCUCUGUGGCCAAUAACCGGCUGUUCGUCGGGUCCAUCCCCAAGAACAAGACCCGGGAGAGUAUCCUGGAGGACUUCGGCAAAGUCACAGAGGGUCUGCAGGAAGUGAUUCUCUACACACAGCCGGACGAUAAGAAGAAGAACCGCGGCUUCUGUUUUCUGGAGUAUGAGGAUCAUAAAUCGGCGGCUCAGGCCCGCCGCAGGCUCAUGAGCGGGAAGGUGAAGGUUUGGGGGAACCCUGUGACCGUGGAGUGGGCCGACCCUGUCGCCGAACCCGACCCCGAGGUCAUGGCCAAGGUCAAGGUGCUGUUUGUGCGUAAGCUGGCCACGCCGGUCACAGAGGAGCUGCUGGAGAAGACCUUCUCCCAGUUUGGCAAACUGGAGCGCGUCAAGAAGCUCAAAGACUACGCUUUCGUUCACUUUGAGGAGCGAGACGCUGCCGUCAAGGCGAUGCAGGAGAUGAACGGUAAAGAACUGGGCGGCGAGGAGAUCGAGAUCGUGUUGGCGAAGCCUCCAGAUAAGAAAAGGAAAGAGCGACAAGCUGCGAGACAGACCAGCAGAAACACAGGGUAUGACGACUACUACUAUUACCCUCCUCCUCGCAUGCCUCCUCCGGGGCGUGGCCGCGGGCGUGGCGGCCGAGGCGGUUAUGCUUAUCCGCCCGAUUACUACGGUUACGAGGAGUACUACGACGACUACUAUGGUUACGAUUACCACGACUACCGGGGCGGCUACGACGACCCCUAUUACGGCUACGACGACGGCUACACCAUGAGGGGGCGGGGCAGUCGUGGCAGCCGCGGAGCUCCGCCUCCUCCCAGAGCCCGCGCGGCGCCGCCACCCGCUGGCAGGGGCGGGUAUCCUCCGAGGGGAGGGGCUCCCAUGGGGGCGGGGCGGGGCGGCCGCGGAGGGCGGGGCGGGCCCUUCCAGCCUCCCAGGGGCCGUGGCACCAGAGGCGCUCGAGGGAACCGUGGCGGCAACGUGGGAGGGAAGAGGAAGGCCGACGUGUUCAACCAGCCGGACUCCAAACGCCGCCAGACCGCCAACCAGCAAAACUGGGGCUCGCAGCCCAUCGCCCAGCAGCCCCUGCAGCAGGGCUCCGACUACGCCUCCAGCUACGGUUACAGCAACGACACGCUCGAGUUCUCCCAGGAUUCCUACGGCCAGCAGUGGAAGUAGAAGCUCCUGCACCACCUGACACCCACCCGCCCUCUUCCUGAGAAACAAGAUCGUGAUUGGCCAGCAGUGUUUGUUUGACUUUUCUAUCCUCCAAUAGCCCUGUAGAUUCUGUCCGUGGCCCUGAAGAGCCGCACGGCUCUGGAACAGACCACUUUUAUCCCUACAUCCUCCUUGUUUUAAAGUCCACGAUGAACAUUUUAAAAGAAGACACUGAUACUUCCGUGUGAGAGGACGUUCAAAUCAUGAAAUGGCCUUCCAGAAAGAUGUGUUGUCCUUCCCACAGUCCUCCGUUCUCCUCGUCUCUUUCUCUUUCUCUCAGUACUAGUGGCUUAGGGACUCGCUUGUAAAUAAUGGCUGUUGACUAGAGCUUUGUUUCAGCGUUUUGUUUUCUUUUCCUUUGUUUUUUUGCAGAAGUGGAGAAAAGAAUCCACGAGAAGGAAAAAAAGAGUUUUGUAGCAGGAUUUGCUGUUUAAGUGUCUGUUUAGCAUUUCUAGAAGUAGUUGAAUUGUGUUUUUUAAAAACUGAUAUACUGAUAUUAUAACUUCAGAUGUUUUUUUCCAUUUGGGAUUUGCUGGUGAGGGUUUUGGUCUGGCUUACCUUAAGAGCUACGGCCGGCUGGUCUGAUGUUUGUAUUUAUAACUUUUAUUUUUUGUUUGUUCAGUUUCAAUAAAACUCAAUCGAGCAACUUC
Molecule: messenger RNA, 2809 nt
Organism: Ctenopharyngodon idella (grass carp)
Lineage: Eukaryota; Metazoa; Chordata; Actinopteri; Cypriniformes; Xenocyprididae
Gene: hnrnpr
Product: heterogeneous nuclear ribonucleoprotein R
Cellular component (GO): ribonucleoprotein complex; nucleus
Molecular function (GO): mRNA binding
Source: RefSeq, a predicted model, not a curated record